This is a messenger RNA of Thecamonas trahens ATCC 50062, 1036 nucleotides long. RefSeq names its product polyunsaturated fatty acid elongation enzyme. Gene Ontology annotation, cellular component: endoplasmic reticulum membrane. Gene Ontology annotation, biological process: sphingolipid biosynthetic process; fatty acid elongation, monounsaturated fatty acid; fatty acid elongation, polyunsaturated fatty acid. NCBI's taxonomy places the organism in Eukaryota, Apusomonadida, Apusomonadidae. Gene Ontology annotation, molecular function: fatty acid elongase activity. The record is from RefSeq and is a predicted model, not a curated record. The coding region runs from base 14 to 940 and encodes 308 amino acids. The transcript is spliced from 2 exons.
CACACCGCAAACCAUGCCGCUGUUUGAGCCUGUUUCCGAUGCCCUCAUUGCUGGUGUCCGCACCGCAGGCGACUUUCUCACCGAUGCCGGCGUCACUGCCGUUGUCGACAACUGGGAGACGUCGUUCAAGGGCCUGCUGACGGACAACGCGCCGCAGGCGAUGGAUUUCAUCAACUGGAUCUUCUCGUCGAAGCACCACUACGUGGAGGAGCUCGACCUGCCGUUCCUCAACUGGUUCCGGGUUAUCCUUGUCCUCAUGGCCUACGUCGUGGUCAUCAAGGUUGGCCAGGUCAUCAUGUCGCAGUUCCAGCCGUUCAAGCUUUACACCUUCUCCAUCAUCCACAACACGGCGAUGGUUCUCAUCUCGGCAUACAUGUGCAUUGAGACUGUGUACCAGGCGGUCUCGCUCAAGUACGGCCUGUUCGGUAACUACGCGCUCGACUCGUCCGCCGAGCACGGCAUGGCCAAGAUCGUCUGGGUCUUCUACAUGUCCAAGUUCCCGGAGAUGCUCGACACGGUCAUCAUGGUGCUGAAGAAGAACAACCGCCAGGUCUCGUUCCUCCACAUGUACCACCACUUCAGCAUUGCGCUCGUCUGGUGCAUCGUGACCUUCUCCUACCCGGCUGGCGAGGCGUACUUCUCCAUCAUCCUCAACUCGUUUGUCCACGUCGUCAUGUACUCGUACUACCUUGCUCGUGUUUUCAAGAUCGAAGUCCCGUGGAAGUUCUACAUUACCAAGUUCCAGAUGCUCCAGUUUAUGGCCAACAUGGUCCAGGGCAUCUACGAUGUCUACAUCCUCAAGAUGGAUCCGGUCCGCGGCCCGACCUGGCUCCUUCAGCUCCUUGCCAUCUACAUGGUUUCGCUCCUUGUUCUCUUCGGCAACUACCUGCGCGUCAACGCCGGCAAGGCCAAGAAGGCCAAGAAGGCCAAGUCCGCUUAAUGUGCUUCGAUGCGGCGACUCGCUUCUCUUUCUUCCCCUCCAUCCCCCCUCCCCGCCCCGUCACAAACCUUUCCAAGCAAACGCAUGUCAAGUGCC